Symbiodinium natans is the source of this 942-nucleotide messenger RNA. Lineage: Eukaryota; Dinophyceae; Suessiales; Symbiodiniaceae. The record is from the annotation of a GenBank genome assembly.
AUGAAGAGACCUCCGGUAAAAGUGUUGGAAGAGGAGGAGCGACUGCAAAAAAUGGAUGAAAUUGACAAUCUGGAGCAGCAGCUGAAGGAGGCCAAAAACUUGGCCGCAGCUACCCGAGAAGCAGCUAUGGCUGCUGAAAAGCUAGCCCAAGCGGCUGCAGCAGAAGCUGAUGAGGAUUCCGGCUCUGAAAAGCUUACUUCUGAGAUUUCUGGGCCUCAGCAGGAGCCUAAGGAGUCUGGGAAGGAGGGGCUCCAUCUUCAUCGACAGGCUGAGGAGAGAGUCAAGGCCCGUCGAAAGCAAGAACUAAAGGAGCAAAGAGAGCGUCAACGCAAGGAGGCAGAAGAGAAGCGCAAAAAGCAGGCUGAGGCAGAAGCAAAGGCAAGCGAGUUGGAGCGGCAAUCAAGGGAACGGGUGCAGGAGCGCAUUCGAGCCGAAAGAAACCGCGAGAAGGUACUUCAUGAGCAGCACGAACGCGAUGCUGAGGAACGAGACAAGCGUUCGCGGCAAGUGGCCGAGGAGCUGCGUCAACAAGCCUUGAAACGACUGGCUGAGAAGGAGAAUGCAUGUCGCCAAAUGGCUGAAGAGAUGGCAAAGCAAGAAUCGGAGGCCAGGAGGCUACAAAUUGAAGAAAGUGAAGCUCGAGCCGAGGAACUGCGAGUACGUACUCGGCAGCGAAUGCAGCAACACCUUCGAGAGCAGAAGGAGCAAGAACAUGCAGCUGAAGAGGCACGUCAGCGUCGCAUUGAUGAUGCGGCACGGGCCGAAGACAGCAAGAUUCGGCAGGCGUUGCAAAGUCAACAUCGGGCAAAGCUCAGAGCAGCGGAGUUCAAACACAAGGCUAAAUCUGAGGAGCAGGCCCGCGUGCUCAUCCAAGAGGAGGAGAUGGAACGCGAGCACGAACGUGCAGAAGCAGCGCUGGCCUCAGCCAAGCAUAGAACAUGA